CCCCUGUUUCUCUUUUCCCUCGCCGUCUGUUGUAGGGAGUAGACCAUGUUCAUCCCUCAUUCCUCAAAAUUCAUCUUCCAUCCUUAAUCACUUCUCAUAACCCGAACCAGCUGGUUUGCAGGUCUGCAACCCUUGCAAUCCUUGUUUGCUUCCUGAUUCUCUCCUCUACUCCUAUCCUUCUUUUUUGCAUAUAGUUUACUGUACGUACUCUUUUACUUUAUCGCUUUUUCCACACCUUCAUACUUUCGCGCCCUACUCUACUCCUCCUCUUUUCUCACACUUGUUCUACAUUAAUAUGGCACUACUGACGUUAUCCUCGACACAUCCAACACCAGCACAGCAAAUGCGGAGUAUACGACCCACCACGAGGAAGCCAGCAUCCUCUCUACAGUCACUCGCCAGUCUUGCAGUCAUCGCCUCAAUCGCAUGGCCAUCCUCCUCCGUAUCCGCUGCCCUGGCCCCAUAUCCAGUAGGCGGAUUCGCCAUGUGUCAAACGGGAUCCUCGCUCCAUAUCCAGGGCGGGGUCUCCUACUCACUCUCGGCAACAUACCUUGUUACAACCAACCAACAUUUUCGACUGGACCUCUCUCAAUCCUUUGACUCUGCCCCAAGCUCGACCAAACCUCCGGUUUGGGCAAAUUUGACCUCGGAUUAUUCACCCUUCCAACGGUUCCAUGCAGGAGCAUGCACGCCUGAUCAGGCUAGUUUCUUGACAGUCGGAAAUGCCGAUGCGAUGAACACGGGUGCAGGGGGCAGUGGGUUCAUGAUGGCCUAUAGUGUUGCUAAGGGAACAUGGACUCCGGUGACGCAGGCAGUCAGUGGAGCGACUAACUCUAAUAACCAAAACUCACAGAAAGCAGGAGGAGGUGGGCUCAUGGCUGCAGGACGGACGAUGCCCGGUUUCGCGGUGGGAGGGGCGACCAAGUCGUUGGGUGUAGUUAUUGGUGGAGGUUGGCUUCCGCAAAAGUCGAAUACAGCGUCUGCAAUGGGCACGGACCUGACGAACUUGGUGACGGAGGCGGACUUGAUUGCGUUUGGAAGUGAUGGGUCGUUGAGUUCACUCAAUUGGUCGGUCGCACCCGCUGGCGGGAAUGGUGGUAGCAAUAUUAAUCAAAAUUUGGGUCCGGUGGCGGGAUCCAAGGUCGUGCCUUUGUCAUCGCCAGGUGGUAAGGCCGUGGUUCUUGGUGGGGUAACGGGGUCGCGAGGAAAUGGUAACGGGUUGUCGUUUGCAAACUUGUCGAUCGUUGAUAUGGUGACAGGGGCUGUCGUUAUCCAGGUAGGGACAGAAACGGAGUUUGUGCACGAAUGCCAACAGCCCAAAUACGAUGAGCAUGACUGAUUUUUCUUUUCUGUCUUUGCUGAUCCUCCAGAAAGCGACAUCAAGCACGCCGAACGGAAUUCCCUCGCCGCGAUACGGACACUGU
Gamsiella multidivaricata is the source of this 1424-nucleotide messenger RNA. RefSeq lists its product as uncharacterized. Lineage: Eukaryota; Fungi; Mortierellomycota; Mortierellomycetes; Mortierellales; Mortierellaceae. The coding region runs from base 296 to 1339 and encodes 347 amino acids. The transcript has a single exon. The record is from RefSeq and is a predicted model, not a curated record.